Beauveria bassiana ARSEF 2860 is the source of this 1218-nucleotide messenger RNA. Its product is annotated as 18S rRNA biogenesis protein RCL1. The record is from RefSeq and is a predicted model, not a curated record. Gene Ontology annotation, molecular function: RNA endonuclease activity. Gene Ontology annotation, cellular component: nucleolus. Gene Ontology annotation, biological process: endonucleolytic cleavage of tricistronic rRNA transcript (SSU-rRNA, 5.8S rRNA, LSU-rRNA); ribosome biogenesis. The transcript has a single exon. Lineage: Eukaryota; Fungi; Ascomycota; Sordariomycetes; Hypocreales; Cordycipitaceae. Bases 1 to 1218 code for a protein of 405 amino acids.
AUGACAGACUCUGCGCCGGAUUUUCUGCGUUUCACAGGACACCGCUCCUUUACGCGGCGAUUAGUCCUGUCGACACUGACCGGUCGCCCUGUUCACAUUUCCAAGAUCCGAAGCUCGUCACCUACGAAUCCUGGCCUGGCGCACCACGAGAUUUCCUUUCUACGAUUGCUUGAAGCGGUGACCAAUGGCAGCUCCAUGCAAAUCUCAUACACCGGUACCACAAUAACCUAUCAUCCCGGCCUUAUCACUGGCACGAUCGCUGGGCAGGGUGCUUCCGAAGGCGACAUUAUCGAACACAGCCUGCCGCCGACAAUUACACGCGGCAUCACCUACUUCCUACUCCCUCUUUGCCUUUUGGCUCCCUUCUCCAAGGCGCACAUGAACGUGCGCUUCUCAGGCGCCGGUGUAAUUACCUCUGCAACGGAGACGGGCGACGUGUCUGUCGAUACCUUUCGAACCGCCAUCCUGCCUCUCUUUGGCCUGUUUGGCAUCCCACCCGCCCGAAUCGAAUUGAGAGUUUUGCAAAGAUCCUGCGCUGGGCCUGGAGGUAAGGGUGGUGGUGGCGUUGUUGAGCUACGAUUCGCAAGCCAAGUUCGUCUGCCAAAAACGCUACACUUGAACAGAAACCCUGGCCGAGUCAAGAGAAUUCGCGGUGUUGCGUACAGCACCGGUGUUUCGGCCUCAAAUAACAGCCGCAUGAUUCAUUCAGCGAGAGAGGUUCUAAAUCCUCUCGUCAGUGAUAUUCACAUUGCCGCGCAGUACGACCAAGCGCCGCUGGUCCCGACCGGCGACAAGUCUGGCAGCAAACGUCGUCUAGGCAUUGGCUACGGAUUGAGCCUGGUGGCAGAGUCCAACUCGGUUGGCGUGAUUUACUCUGCCGAUGUUGUUGUGCCACCUUCCGGUGGUCAGGUCCCCGAGGAAAUUGGCAAGCAGUGCGCAUAUCAGUUGCUCGAGACAAUCUCACAGGGUGGCUGCGUGACGCAGAGUGCAGCAAGUAGCAUGAUGAUACUCAUGGCCAUGGGCUCUGAAGAUGUCGGACGUAUAAGAAUCGGCAGGAGAGUGCUCGGGACGGAAGAUAUGAUUACGUUGGCGAGAGAUCUCAAAACGUGUGGCGCCAGCAGCUGGGGUCUGCGUGAUGUGACAGAGGAUGAGACGGGUGACAUUAUUGUAUCUGUAAAGGGAAGUGGAGUGGGCAAUGUCGGCAGGAAGAUAGCAUAG